This is a messenger RNA of Syzygium oleosum, 921 nucleotides long. Its product is annotated as cyanate hydratase. The transcript has 4 exons. Lineage: Eukaryota; Viridiplantae; Streptophyta; Magnoliopsida; Myrtales; Myrtaceae. Bases 130 to 651 code for a protein of 173 amino acids. Gene Ontology annotation, molecular function: cyanate hydratase activity; DNA binding. The record is from RefSeq and is a predicted model, not a curated record.
CAAGAAACUCUUCCUUUCGUGCCCGACAACUUUUGGGUUUGUCCAAUCUAAGCAGGCUUACAUGAGCACUCUGGUUCUCCAGUUUGUACUUUGUACCCCGUACUGCGCAAAUCAUUUUGAGCGAGUGAGAUGGAGGCGAGCAACAGCAAAGCGUCCGUGGUGGGCCGGCUGCAGGCGGCGAAGCACGAGUCCGGCAAGUCGUUCAGCCAGAUAGCGCAGGAGACCGGCCUCACCAACGUCUACGUCGCCCAGCUGCUGAAACGACAGGCCCAGCUGAAGCCCGACACUGCCCCGAAGCUCCGGGCGGCCCUGCCCGACCUGCCGGAGGACCUCCUCCACGAGAUGAUGAAGCCCCCCAUGAGGUCCUAUGACCCCAGUUUGAUUCAAGAUCCUACUGUUUACAGGUUGAAUGAAGCGGUGAUGCAUUUCGGAGAAAGCAUCAAGGAAAUUAUAAAUGAAGAGUUUGGUGAUGGCAUAAUGUCAGCCAUAGAUUUCUACUGCUCGGUUGACAAAGUCAAAGGUGUGGAUGGGAAGGACCGUGUUCUUCUGACAUUUGAUGGGAAGUAUCUGCCUCACACCGAGCAGUAUCUAUCAGCAAGUACAUUUCACCCCAAUGGAGGGAGGACUGUAAAAUUAAAGCACAAAGCCUAAGAACACCACCUCAUUGGCUAAACUGGAGAGCCAACAGAGGUAGAAAGAGACAACUUAUUGCUUUACCCCAGAAGGAGAUUUGAAGAGGAAAGGAAUGAAUUGAAGUGGAUUAUAUAUACUCUGUUAAAAAGGGCAAAAAAAUGCUCCGGCCUUCACCUUAGAGGAAUGCAAAUCGAUCCUUUUUUCUGGCUUAUUUAGAUAGCUCCGAUCAGUUGUAUUGUCAACGUGGUAAGAUGAGUAAUUCCACAAGUAUGCUCUACCCUUGCCACU